AUGAAAGUUGAACCAUUAUUAAUUACCCAACUAUUUACAAUAGUUAUUUUAAUAAUAUCUUUAAUUAGUCCAUGGCAAGAAAUUAAAUUUAUUGUUAAAGAAUUAGGAAAAACAACAAUUAAAGAAAUUAAACAUUCAAUUUAUAAUAAACCAUUAUUAUUUCUAAAUAGUGAUGGUAAUAAUAAUAAUACAUCAAAUAUUAAUUCAAGUGAAUAUGAUAGUGAAAUGUUAAUAUUGUUUAUGAUAGUAUUUGUAAUUACAAUAUUGACAAUUUUCAUUUACAUUUUAAUUACAAGAUCAAUCGUUAAUAAAAAGCAUACAUCUUUACCACAAGAAUUAAUAGCACAUACAUUCCCAAUGGUGAUAAUUGUAUUUGUUGUUACUUUAGCAUUCAUUUCCACCAAUUUUGCAGUUAAAAUAUGUAGCGACCAAUUUUAUUAUGCAAAUUCCACAUUAUCAGAAUCACCGUCAUCAUCGUCAAUAAAAUGUUUUGAAUUAAAAAUUUCAAAUAUUGAAUUUAAUUUAUUAAAUAUAAAUACUACCACCACCACCACACCAAACACACACACCAAUAUAAUUGAAUCAACAAUAAGUUCAAAACCAAUUUUCGGAUAUUAUUUAUUAUUUUUAUCUGUAAUUACAAGUGUUAUUUUAUCAAUAGUUCAUAUUAUUAGAUACGAUUCUUUAAAGAAAAAAUAUACAGAAAAUCAUUUCUAUACAAAAUUAAAUAAUUUUGUUUAA
This is a messenger RNA of Dictyostelium discoideum AX4, 741 nucleotides long. RefSeq lists its product as hypothetical. Lineage: Eukaryota; Evosea; Eumycetozoa; Dictyosteliales; Dictyosteliaceae. The record is from RefSeq and is a predicted model, not a curated record. Bases 1 to 741 code for a protein of 246 amino acids. The transcript is spliced from 2 exons.